This is a messenger RNA of Gracilinanus agilis (Agile Gracile Mouse Opossum), 5057 nucleotides long. It is a transcript of the gene PM20D2, whose product is annotated as peptidase M20 domain containing 2. The record is from RefSeq and is a predicted model, not a curated record. Gene Ontology annotation, molecular function: dipeptidase activity. The coding region runs from base 61 to 1383 and encodes 440 amino acids. The transcript is spliced from 7 exons. Lineage: Eukaryota; Metazoa; Chordata; Mammalia; Didelphimorphia; Didelphidae.
UAUAGUUUUCGCUCUCUUCUUGUUCCUUCCUCCGCCGGUUAGAACAAGGUGUUGACAGCCAUGAGACCAGACGAGGAGCUGCCUGGCGAGGACGGUGGCGACGUCCCAGAGUUGGAGCUGCUGAAGCGCCGCGCUGCCGAGUGCAUAGACGAGGCCGCCGAGCGUUUGGGGGCCCUGAGCCGGGAGAUCUGGAGCGAGCCCGAGCUCGCCUACCAGGAGUACCGGGCGCACAGCGCUCUGACCCGCUUCUUUGAGCAGGAGCCACCGACUCUCUCGUGGACCGUGCAGCCGCACUACAAGCUUGACACGGCCUUCAGGGCGGAAUGGGAGUCUCUGGUCGGGUGCCCGAACCCUCUGCAGCUAGGCUUCCUUUGCGAGUACGAUGCGCUGCCGGGCAUAGGGCAUGCUUGCGGCCACAACCUGAUCGCUGAGGUGGGCGCAGCGGCCGCCCUAGGCCUGAAGGGGGCGCUUCAGAACCACUCGGGCGGUCCGCCAGUGAAGAUCACUGUCCUGGGAACUCCUGCUGAAGAAGAAGGAGGUGGCAAGAUUGACUUAAUUGAAGCAGGAGCUUUUAAAAAUCUUGAUGUUGUUUUUAUGGCUCAUCCAUCGCAAGAAAAUGCUGCUUACCUACCUGAUGUGGCUGAGCAUGAUGUGACUGUGAAAUACUAUGGAAAAGCUUCUCAUGCUGCUGCUUAUCCUUGGGAAGGUCUCAAUGCAUUAGAUGCUGCUGUUCUUGCAUACAACAAUCUUUCAGUUUUAAGACAGCAAAUGAAACCCUCCUGGAGAGUUCAUGGUAUAAUUAAAAAUGGUGGUGUGAAACCUAACAUCAUUCCCUCAUACUCUGAAUUAAUUUAUUACUUGCGCACACCCUCAAUGAAAGAGCUUCCAGCUUUGAUUAAAAAAGCAGAAGACUGUUUUAGAGCUGCUGCUUUGGCUACAGGAUGCACAGUGGAAUUAAAAGGUGGAGUACAUGACUACUACAAUGUUCUUCCUAAUAAGAGCCUAUGGAAAGUUUACAUAGACAAUGGAAAGAAGCUGGGAAUAGAAUUUAUUUCAUCAGAUUCUAUGUCAAAUGUGCCAGCAGGUUCCACUGACUUUGGAAAUGUUACUUUUGUGGUUCCUGGAAUUCACCCCUAUUUUUAUAUUGGUUCCGAUGCACUGAAUCAUACUGAGCAAUAUACUGCAGCUGCAGGAUCCCAAGAAGCACAAUUCUACACUCUGCGUACUGCUAAAGCUCUGGCGAUGACAGCUCUAGAUGUGAUUUUCAAGCCAGGUUUGCUGGAAAGGAUCAGAAAGGACUUUAGACUCAGUCUUCAAGAAGAGGAAUUUUUUAAUACUACAGAUCAAAACCAAGACCUCAGCACAACUUGUGAGUCACGUUAAAAAUCAGUUCUUCCUUAAUGAGGAAACUAGGACAGGAUUACAUUUUUCUUUCCCUCUUGGAGCAAGUUUCUGGUACUUUGAAAUUGUGAGAGACAAUCAAAGGGGAAAACACAUCAUUACCUCAUGUAAUCUAAAAUAAAUUUUCACAGAUCUAUAUUUCAUGACAUUUUAAAUAUAACUUGGAACUCAAUCCUCCCACACAAAUGACUGGUAUUCUAUGCACUGCUACAGAUCUAGAUAUGUACUACUGCAACAGUGAAUAUUGAAAAGAAUCAGAUUUAGAAUCCAGUGUCCAAAAGAAUUAACAUGCUUUUGGAAGCUGGAGGUUCAGGAUUAUAAAUAUAUACUAUGAAAAAAUGUUUUAAAAUAUAUGACUAGUCUUUUGUAGAUGCACUUAGUAGAGAUACCUGAUGCACCUUAAUAAUAUGUGAAUAUUCUAAGAGGCGUGAGAAGAAAAGGAGCCAGGAAACUUGUAUGUGUUGUGAAUUUUGUGAACUGUUAGCCUUGGUGAUCUAGUAUGAUGAUAAUACUUCUUCCUCUGAGUUUCCCCAAAAAUAGAAUCCAUAAGGAGGGACAUUUGACUUGUGUGGUCAAGUCUCUUACUCUUUCUGGGUUUCUCUUUUGACUCUUUAUAAAAGGAGGGAAUUGAAUGAAAACUGCUCACUAUUUUUUCCAGCUCUAAAAUUCCAUGGUUCUUAUUCUACCUCCAAAUUUAAAGUUCCCCAUGAAUUUUUUAGGUCUAUAGUUUCUGGGACUAAGACUUGAGAAUAACAUAUCUCUUUCUUUACACAAUAGACAUAAUUGAUCCAAGUGACAAUAAAGAAAAUCGUAUUUCCCCUCUGAUUUUUUAUCAUAUGGCUGGAAAUUUUCCUAUAGAUAGAGAUAAAAACUUUGAGUCAGGUUAAGAUAGUGGGCAGUCAGACUUGUGACAUACUCACCACUGAAGGAUCCUAUCAGUACCAUCCCUUAUGAAAGUAGUGGCCUAUACUUAAUAGUUCACUUUUCCUUGCUCAGAUUUUCUUUAUUCUGGGAUUUUCCUUCAGUUCCCAGCCACACCAUUGCUUUCUAUUACCUUAAAUAUUCCCAGGACAAUAAAUCUUUCUACAUAAUGGCUUUUAGAAUUUUUCUUUAUAUUUUCUCCUGCCUGGGUAUUUAACAGCAAAUAGUCUUGGGUAAUUACAAUACAUUUUACUUUUAGGUAUAGACAUCAUAGUAUUUCAAAAGAUAUUUUUGGGGUAUGAGAAGCAAGUUUAUUGCUUACUUUCUCAAUUUGAUAGGCUUUCAGUUUGGCAUAGCCAAUUUACUUAGAGGGAAGCCUUUAUCUAAAGGAAAAAUAUAUUAUUUUACUCUAUUUUCCAGGUACUAAUGAUAUUCUAGAACAUAUCAUUCCUUUCUGACUUUGUUCCUACCACCUUCCUUGCCAAGAAAGCUUCUCCUACAACAAAUGAAUUACUUGAGCCAAACCUCAUGCGAAACUGAAAUACUAUCUUCCCCAUGGAAAGAAAUACUGCCAUGAACUUCAUGUUCUUGUUUAUAGGCAUUACUGUAACUCAUCUCUAUCACAUAAUUAGAAAUUAGCAGGCAGGAUUCCCCUGUACUGAAAGUUUAUCUCUUUGGAAUUUGGUUUUUGUGCCACAGUACCUUAAGGACCUUCAUCCUAGGGGACCAAGGCCAGAAUCUUUGAAUUUUUCAUGCCAAUCUUCAACCUUAUUCUAACUGGUUAGUAAGUAGUCUCUAUAUGAUUUGCCAUAGAAAGCAAAAGUUAAAUGAAGAGCCUAUUUAUUUUUGGUGUGCAUACAAUUUUUUUCCUUUCUGCUUUUUGGGUAAAUUGUAUAUAUAUUUUAUUUUCUAAAUACCUUCUGUCAAGAGUAUCAACUAAGACAGAAGAGCAGCAAGGGCUUAUCAAAUGGAGUUAAUUAACUUGCCUACGGUCACAUAUUUAGGAAGUGUCCGAGGCCAAAUUCUAAACCUCAAGACCUCCCAACUUCAAGCCUAGCACAAGCCUAGCCUAUCCAAAUACCUACUACUUAUUAUUUUUUUUAAUGAAGGGGAAAAUUAAGUGCUUUUUCGAAAUUAGUUUGAACAGUGACAAGACUUGAAAAAGAAUGUCAUUCCUAAUAGAUUUAGAGAAUAUUCCUUAUGUGUCCUGUUAUACAUGCUGUAGUGCCUUCAAGUCAGGAGAGUCCUGCCUUCAUGUCCUCCCUGUAGCGACAGCUUUGUCUCCAUAGACAAGUCACUUAGCGUCUUCAUUUGUAAAGUGGUAGAUAAUAAUCCCUGUUGUGUCAGAGGACUGACAAAUAAUAUACAUAAGAGAGUUUUGCAAAUAUAAUCUCUCUCUUAUUAGACUAUAAACUUUUUGAGGUCAGGAUUGCAACUUUCUCAUUUUUAUUUCCACAUCACAGGGCCUUGUGCAUAGGUAUUUGAGAAAUACUUGCUGAAAGAAUAUUACAGAAUCUCAGAAUUUUGUUUUAAAAGGACCACAGUGGUCAUCUGGUCCAACUCAAACAUGAUAGGAAUCUCCACUCUGACCUUCCCAAGAAUUGAUUUUCUAGCCUUUUCUUAAAGAUUUCCAAGGGGAGCUGACCCAUUCCACUUUUGGACAGUUCUAAUUGUUAAGAAAUUUUUCUUAACAUCAAGCCAACACUGGCUUUUUUGCAAUUCCAUCUUUAGAAACUACCUUAUUUUUAAAUCAAGGAAAGAUGGAUAUUCCAAGAUAAAUUAAUCUCUGAUGACAAGUUUUGUGACUAUAACAGUAUAUGCUUCUUGGAAAAAAGAAACAGUAAAUUAUUUAUGGAACAUUAUCUCUAAAGUGAAUGGGUGAAGAAAGGUUUUUAAUAAUUACUUUUCAUUCUUUGUGAAUUAUAGGGGGAACAGUUAGAUGUAUUACUGAUAAAUUUUGAAUUACAUAAUUUAAAAAGAAAUUUAGUUUUAUUAACUCUCUCUCUCCCCCAGUUUUAGACACUGGGUAAAUUCAUUUCAGUGAGUAGAAUUACUUUUAUUAGCUACACCUAAGUCAAUUCAGUAAAUAUUUACGACAAGUUUAUGUGUAAGACAUACUUAUUAUAUACUGUAUGACAGGCUGAAACUUUCCACAAUAAUUUCAGUUAAUUAAACAUGAUUUUUUACAAUCCUUUGUUUGUCAUUUCCUUAACAAAAUUUUCAGAAACUACAAAUGCUAACUUUGGUUUAACACAAUUUUUGAGUUAGCUUGAAUUAAUUAGAUCUGAUGUAAUUACAGACUCAAGUUCUUUUUGGAAAAGAAAAGAAAACAAAGUAAGUUAUAUGAUAUUAUUGAUUUGAAAGUACGGCCUUUGCCUCUCAAUAUAGAAUUUGUAAUGGCAUGGUGUGUUUGUGUUGCUUCAACAACUUGAAUUGCUUUUUUUUCCCUACCUCCUCAUUUCUGUAGGAUUUAUUUAUAAAAACAAGAUGGAUAUGAAUCAUGAAUCAUUAAUCAUUAUGGUAUUUCCCUGCUCCUCUGAACAUAUGAGUGAAUUCAAGUCAUGGUAUUUAUUUACAGUCAACAAUAGAGGGUUCCUUAUUGACAGUCUUUUCUUGUAUUUUAACAAUGGCCAAUUCUGAUUGCAUAUUUCCACUAAUCAGUCUGUAUUCUGUUUAGAGAUCACCAAUUAGAAAUGUCAAAUAAAAUUCUAAUGAAAUAAAAACAUUUUAAAAUG